Molecule: messenger RNA, 1625 nt
Organism: Trifolium pratense (red clover)
Lineage: Eukaryota; Viridiplantae; Streptophyta; Magnoliopsida; Fabales; Fabaceae
Product: oleoyl-acyl carrier protein thioesterase 1, chloroplastic
Exons: 7
Coding region: 282-1391 (369 amino acids)
Biological process (GO): fatty acid biosynthetic process
Molecular function (GO): fatty acyl-[ACP] hydrolase activity; acyl carrier activity
Source: RefSeq, a predicted model, not a curated record
CCUUCUUUCACUCCUUCUUUCACUACUUUCCCAUCCCUAUCUAAUUCAAUUCAACACAACACACACAAACGCAACAACAACAUCGUUAAAUUCGAACCCAUUUCUUAACUUGUUUCAAUUCAACUUCUUCAUUCUUCAAUCUUCUUCAUUCCCAUUAAUUCAUCACCACCCAUUUUCAAUUCUCAAUUUUUAAUCUUCUCCAUAAACCUUUACACUUGUUAACACAAGACCCAGAUUUCGUUUUUUUGUUUUUUUUCGAUUUUUUUUUUAUCAAUAAAAAAAUGUUGAAGCUUUCAUGCAAUGCGGUGGACCGGGUUCAACUCAUGGCUCAAUGCGGGUUUAUGGGUCGACCCAGUUCAUUUUUCUCCGGCCGGAAUUCGGUUACUGGAUUCCGAUCAACAAAGGUGUGUUCUGUUCAAGCUGUAGUGUCAUCUAAAGAUGGUGCGGUGGUGAACCGGGUUGAACCGGAAAUUGGGAGUUUAGCGGACCGGUUGCGGCUUGGGAGUUUAACUGAAGAUGGAUUAUCUUAUAAAGAGAAGUUUAUUGUUAGAAGCUAUGAAGUUGGAAUCAAUAAAACUGCUACUGUUGAAACCAUUGCUAAUCUGUUACAGGAGGUUGGAUGUAAUCAUGCUCAGAGUGUUGGAUUUUCGACCGAUGGUUUUGCAACAACCCCUACCAUGAGAAAAUUACAUCUCAUAUGGGUGACUGCUCGCAUGCACAUUGAAGUCUACAAAUACCCUGCUUGGGGUGAUGUUGUUGAAUUAGAGACAUGGUGUCAAGCGGAAGGGCGGGCUGGAACAAGGCGCGAUUUUAUAAUUAAAGACUACGCAACCAAUGAAGUCAUUGGAAGAGCAACAAGCAAGUGGGUAAUGAUGAAUCAAGACACCCGGAGACUCCAAAAAGUUUCAGAUGAAGUUCGAGAAGAGUAUUUGGUUUUCUGUCCUAGAGAGCUAAGGUUGGCGAUUCCUGAGGAGGAUAGUAAUUGCUUAAAGAAAAUUCCAAAAUUGAAAGAUCCUGCUCAAAAUUCUAGACUCGGUCUUGUGCCUAGAAGAGCCGAUCUCGACAUGAAUCAGCAUGUUAACAAUGUCACCUAUAUUGGAUGGGUUCUUGAGAGUGUGCCUCAAGAAAUCAUCGAUAGCCAUGAGUUGCAGAGUAUUACCUUGGAUUACAGACGAGAAUGCCAACAAAACGACAUAGUUGAUUCACUAACAAGUGUAGAAACAAUUGAGGAAGCUGAGGUUAUUCCAGAACUCAAAGGUACAAAUGGAUCUGCAAAAGCGAAGGAUGACAAACAAGAAUGCCAACAGUUUCUUCAUCUACUUAGAUUGUCUACCGAGGGACUUGAAAUAAACCGAGGGCGAACAGAAUGGAGAAAAAAAGCUCCAAGAUAAGAGUUUAUCAAUUAUUUCUAGAGUAAAGAUUUUCUACAUAUAUUGAAUCAGUUUGCAUAGAUUUCUCAACUAGUAUUUUUCAAACAAAAUUAAAAGAAUAUUUGUAAUAAUUAUGUGUUUUUUGUUUGUUUGACAGAAUAACUGAGUUAUUUUUUUUUUGUUAUUUAAACAGUAGUUUCUUGUGUAACUUGAAAUUAAUGUUUACAUUUAAUUUUGAUGAAGUGUUUUCAUUAA